This is a messenger RNA of Papaver somniferum (opium poppy), 1377 nucleotides long. RefSeq names its product MATH domain and coiled-coil domain-containing protein At3g58200-like. The coding region runs from base 31 to 1164 and encodes 377 amino acids. The transcript is spliced from 3 exons. NCBI's taxonomy places the organism in Eukaryota, Viridiplantae, Streptophyta, Magnoliopsida, Ranunculales, Papaveraceae. Gene Ontology annotation, molecular function: protein binding. The record is from RefSeq and is a predicted model, not a curated record.
UUCCUUUCAAACUUGUCUUCUUCACUGAAAAUGUCAUCUGCAAUAGAAGUGGUUUCUUCAUCUUCUAAAUUCAUAUGGAAGAUCAAAAACUUUUCAAGGUUGGGAUCUGAAUGUGGUGUUAAAUCUGAUGUUUUCUAUGUUGGGAGCUUUAAAUGGCGUGUAAUUAUUUAUGGAGAGGAUGGAGUGUAUGAUCACUUGUCACUGUUCCUAUGCGCUGUUGGCCUGACCAAACCUUUGUCUGCGGAGUUCAAUAUUGCCAUUACUAGUCAAACAAAUAGCAAGAACCGAUUUGAAAAAGAUGUAGAACACUUUUUUGAUUCUAAUAGUGGUGGCCUGAGUUGGGAAAAAUUCAUGCGUUUUAGUGAACUCAUUGACCCUGCAAAUGGAUUUAUCGUGAACGGUACAUGUGUCAUUGCUGUUGAGGUUUCUUGGACGCUGAAGGAAGACCCAAUAGUUGAUAGUAAAUUAGCUGGCGUGAAAUUAGAGAGCGAUCCAGCAAAAUUUGAAGAGACAGAAACUGAGAAGAAAACCAAACUAAAAGAUGGUAAGAGUGGAACACAGUUAGGAGAACAUCCUGGUGCUGGACAAACCUUUGGUGAAGGUCGACACAACAAAAAAGUUGGUUUUUCCGAUGAAAAGGAAUUCGAAGAUGUUGGAGGCUUCAGUAUUUUAAAAACACAAGCGCCAAUAUAUAUGCAGAUCUGGUUGAAAUAUGGUCAUAUUCCUUCGACCCAGGUUAUGCCAAUCUCGUCAUAUCCUGUCCUAGUCAUGGUGGUCAAAGACCUGAUGAAUUCUAUUAUAGAUAUGCAUCAGUGCCGCUAUGUAGAUUUGUCUUCUGAAAUGAUUGAGGGUUGGGAAGAGAAGAUAAAGAUGGCCGAGACAAUUAAGUUUAACAUCGGAUGGCUUCGUGAACGAUUUGAGAGUGUUAAGAAAGGUGUUGGUGGUAUGCAGGAAAUCAAGACUGAACUGUUGGAGCAUAGUCAGCCUUUACGUGCUGCUAAAUCAAAGAUCAAAGCAAUAGAGGAUGAGUUGAAGAAGACAGAAGAUCAGCUGAUUGCAGCAAAGGAUUAUUUAAGAGAAAAUAUAUCUGGAUUGCUCUCAGAAUCAGAUAUGGAAAUGUAUCUUGAAAUAGGCGAAAAUUUACUGCUUGAAGGAUUGUUCUAAAAGUAAAUCUGUCUCGAAAGUUAUGUGGUUUAGUAAAAGAUUGAGGCAGUCGAGUAGAUUGGAUUUCUUUAAAACUGGUUUUACUGGUUAUUCUUCCUUUGGCUUAAUGAAAUGUAACUCUUGCUCCGUGAAUAACGUUGUUUUCAUUAAAAUUGCCCAUCACAUGAAACUAUUAACGUCCUUGAUUGAGGAGUGACAUUUGUUUAUACUUAA